AUAGCCUUGUACAUUGCCCCUUCGAAUGGCAGCUCAAACAAACCCCGAGGAUAUAUUUGAGAUACAGGAACGCAUUGGUGAAGGUUCUUAUGGUAGUGUGUUCAAGGCGAUGCAUAAAUUCACAAAAAGGAUUGUAGCUAUCAAGAUUAUCCCAGUGGAGUCGGAGCUGGAGGAGUUAAUGAAUGAAAUCUCUAUUCUGAAAUCUUGUAGGUUCGAUUAUGUUGUUCGGUAUUACGGAAGUUACUACAAAGAUAAUGACCUUUGGAUUGUGAUGGAGUACUGCGGCGGAGGGUCCCUGAGUGAUCUUAUCAUGAAAGGCAAGUUCCACUUGAAAGAGGAAGAAAUCUGCUAUGUGAUGUCUGAAAUGCUUCUGGGUGUGGCCUACCUCCACGAGCAAAAGAAAAUCCAUCGCGACAUAAAGUCCGGGAAUAUUCUACUCACAGAAAAGGGCGUUGCGAAGCUCGCCGACUUCGGCGUCUCCGCCCAGCUGGACAACACGCUCUCCAAGCGCAAAACGGUCAUCGGGACUCCGUUUUGGAUGGCUCCAGAAAUCAUCGAAGAAACGAGUUACAGCUUCAAAGCGGAUAUCUGGUCUCUCGGAAUCACCGCCAUCGAGCUCGCCGAAGGCGUUCCUCCCUAUUCCGACAUUCCUCCGAUGCGCGCGAUCUUUCUGAUUCCCAACCGUCCUCCUCCGCAUCUCAAGAACGAGAGCGCCUGGUCGCCCGAGUUCAACGACUUCAUCAAGCAGUGCCUGACCAAGAACCCCGAGAAGCGUCCCUCCGCCGCGCAGCUCCUCGAGCACCCGUUCGUGUCGGCCACGGUGAAGAAGCUUCGCCACAGCCACGGCAAUUCCCAGACGAUGCAGAACAUGGUGAAGCGUCUUCGCGAGCUCAAAGCCAAGUACAAGAGCGAGAAGCGGCCUCCCAAGCCGCGUCCCGUCAUCAAUCCCGACAAGCACGGCGUCAACGACACGCUCGUCCCGCCCGACGCGCCCCGGCCCGUCGACCUCACCGUCCUCAAGCGUCCCGACGCCGCCAAGCCGCCCUCGCCGCCCGACGCGCCGCCCAAAUUGCCCAUCGAGCUCGGCAAUGUCGGCAAUGUCGGUAAUGUCGGCAAUGCCGCGAUGCCGAAGCCUGCGGCGCGCGUGUCGGUGCGGCCGCCGACGCCGCUGCCGCCUGGAGGAAUCCACCGCGUUGGGUUCCAGAGGCCGGCGCAGAGAUCGGGGAUUUUGGGCGCGACGACGCACAAUGGAGGGAAGAAAGUGGUGAAUCUGGAAACGAUCACGGCGAUGUGUCUGCCGGAUAUUAACUUGCAGAGGACGACGAAUGAUGCGAAUUUGGCUGAAUGGCUGAAGUACUAUCAGUUGCUCAAGACACAACAGCAGCAGUUCAAGAACGAUCUUCAGAUGUUGGUGUCUUCGUAUACCACCGCGAUGCAGGGGAUUAUUGAUCAAAUGAACUCAUUGUUUUGUGUUUGUUGA
Blastocystis hominis is the source of this 1480-nucleotide messenger RNA. RefSeq lists its product as hypothetical. Gene Ontology annotation, molecular function: protein kinase activity; ATP binding. The transcript has 8 exons. Gene Ontology annotation, biological process: protein phosphorylation; intracellular signal transduction; regulation of MAPK cascade. The coding region runs from base 26 to 1480 and encodes 484 amino acids. The record is from RefSeq and is a predicted model, not a curated record. NCBI's taxonomy places the organism in Eukaryota, Bigyra, Opalinata, Blastocystidae.